UUACGUCAACAGGCUCAUCCUCCAAUUUUAUCCCCACAGCACGCAUAUCGCGACGAUGGGCAAAUGCCUACACGUCUUGGACGUCCUCAGGAAGAACCUUCUGCUCCUCGAGACAAUGCCCAACAGGGACCUGCUCGACCUGGACUGCGUGAGGCGUGAGAAGGGUCAGGAGAUAAUCCGGUCGGCCACUGAGCUGAAGGAGGCUGGGAUCCAACUGAAGAAGAGCGAGACUCGCUGCGUCAAGGACAUCUCCUUUGCCGAUGGGGUCCUGAGGCUUCCUGUUAUCAUGGUGGACGAUUGCACCGGGCCCAUGUUCCUCAACCUAAUGACGUUCGAGCGCUUCCAUUUUGGGGCCGGGAACAAGGUCACGGCCUACAUCUUCUUCAUGGACAACAUCAUCGACACCGAGCAGGACAUCGCGCUACUCCGUACGCAGGGCAUCAUCCAGAAUUUCCUCGGGAGCAACAAGGAGGUCGCCGACCUUUUCAACUCGCUGACCAAGGACAUGACGGUCUUUCUCGACGAAGGUGACGAAUCUGUGCAAAAGAAGAUCACCGAACACUGCGAGAAGUCCUGCAACAUGUGGAGGGCUAAUCUCAUGCACACCUACUUUAGGAAUCCUUGGUCUAUAUUGUCCCUCAUCGCCGCCCUCUUCCUUUUCGCCCUCACCAUAAUUCAGACCGUAUAUUCCGUGCUCGGCAACUACAAAUGAACCCUCCCAUUGCCUCCCCUCUCAAUAAUUCUUCUUUUCCAUUUUGUGGUUUUUCU
Molecule: messenger RNA, 768 nt
Organism: Syzygium oleosum
Lineage: Eukaryota; Viridiplantae; Streptophyta; Magnoliopsida; Myrtales; Myrtaceae
Product: putative UPF0481 protein At3g02645
Exons: 1
Coding region: 56-712 (218 amino acids)
Source: RefSeq, a predicted model, not a curated record